AUGGCUACCAGUCCAGUCUACAACCCCCUCCACCCCUCUCGAAAAGAAAUCAGGCUGCUUGAGAUCACUGCUGUGGAUCCGAGCAUAGUUUGCAAACUAAGCAUUGUCUCACUGCACGAUUCUCCGACAUUCUGUGCGCUAUCUUAUGUAUGGGGCAGCGCAAAGGCCGCCGAAGAGAUCACGGUCAAUGGAUCACCGCUCCUCAUCACCAAGAGCCUUGCGGAUGCUCUGAAAUACAUACCAAUGCACUGGAAAGCAUCAUCACCACCCGGCGACACCCAGCCACUUCGACUUUGGGCAGAUGCGAUUUGCAUCAAUCAGGAUGAUGUGCAAGAGAAGAACCAUCAGGUGCCUCUUAUGACAGAAAUCUAUUCCUCGGCAGAGAUGACUUUUUGCUCUCUGAUGUCAGGAUCUUCAUCGAUGAUUGGGAUUGCGAUUGACACUUUACACCUGAUCGCUACUCGUGCAUCGGAAAGCGGAUAUGACCCAGAGUCAAAAAAUCAAACCCCGAAAACGGAUUGGAUGCUUAAGGAGCUGGCACUGUUUGGGCCAGGUCCUGAGGACCCAAACUUUCCGGCAGAAUUACAAGCUCCACCUGGUAUCGGAGCUCUGGGCGACAAUCAAGCUGCAGACGCUUUGUCACAUUUCCAGCAUCUUGAAUACUGGUCGCGUGUUUGGAUCUUCCAAGAAGCCGUGCUCGCUAAGCAUGCGAUCUUCUUCCAUACAUCUCGGGCCAUAAAGUUUGACACGCUUUUCGUUGUGGUACAAUGGGCUUCUGAAGUCAAAAUGCAAGAGGCGCCAGAGGGGAUCGACUUUUUUCUAUGGAGGAAUAUCACAAGUUUUUCCACUUUUGGCCCCUUAUGGAAGAUGCGCUACGUCCUAACGUUGGUAAAAACCUGUCGGGCUAUGGCGGUUCAAUCGCUAGUACGCUCAGCAGCAAUGUCAAGGAAACUGGAUUUCUACGGCAUCACCUUAAAAGCAACAAACCCCAAGGACCAUGUCUAUGGCCUAGUCGGGCUGACACGCUUGGACAUCGUCCCGGAUUACAGCCCUAGCACAUCUGUCGGAGCUGUCUACGUCGAAUUCUGUGUUAAGCGCCUCAAGGAUCUGAAAUUCGACUCGGCACCUUUGGACUUCCUCGAAUACGCAGGUUAUGCGAACAAAUCUCCCGAGAGCAUAGAAUUGCCCUCUUGGGUACCGAAUUUCCCAGGCAUUUCGGCCAAUGGAAAACAAUAUGUUGCGCCCUACUUGUGUCCCUCGUCACCGGAGGAUGGGGGAGAUUGGGACGAGUCCUGCGAUCACACGAAGAAUAUUUCUAUACAAGGAGAGAGUCUUUUGACUUCUGCACUGAUUAUCGGAUCACUCGACGACGUCAGCGAUGCCCUCACCUGGGAAAACGACAUGUGGCCGGGGCAAUUUGUCGCUUCCAUCUUUAGAGUCAUGAGCCAUGAGACCAAAGAUCAUAACAGACCUCCCUCACAAUUCAAUGACCGCCGCCAUCCCUUGUUGAGACUUGCAAGUGCGCUCUGCGGGAAGAAGAUCGAGUCUGAUGUCUGGGACUCGCCAGAGGUUCUGCGGGUUCUUCGAUUGUUGCAAUGGCUCCUCAUGAGAGAUAGUGAACAUCUAGAUGUUCUUUCAACACUUGUGGGUUUAUUGAGCAAGGCCGAGCCAGACAAUCCGCACUUCCUCGACAUGGUAGCGACGGCAAAGCCCCCAUUCUCAAACAUCCUGCCUUUUCUCCGGAACAUAAUGGAUCACAACGACUUUAAAAAGGGCAGCACACAUGUAUCCCUUUUGGAUGACGAGAGAAACUUGAGAGACAUGGGUGUGCGGGUUGCGCGGACUGUAACAGAUGAGUACGGCCUUGUUCCUCCUGCCGCGUCAAAAGGAGAUCUUGUAGUACUUCCUACCGGAAGCGGUGCACUCUUCGUAGUUCGAAAGGUGGAAAACCAUUAUGUUUUGAUUGGCCCCGCUGGGUUUCUCAAGGAAUUGGCAGAUCCAAUGUUAGAUAAGGUCAACUUGGGUGAAGUGGAAUUCGAGACGAUGGAAUUCCGAUGA
Messenger RNA from Cryphonectria parasitica EP155, 2058 nucleotides. RefSeq lists its product as uncharacterized. Bases 1 to 2058 code for a protein of 685 amino acids. The record is from RefSeq and is a predicted model, not a curated record. The transcript is spliced from 2 exons. NCBI's taxonomy places the organism in Eukaryota, Fungi, Ascomycota, Sordariomycetes, Diaporthales, Cryphonectriaceae.